Messenger RNA from Molossus molossus (Pallas's mastiff bat), 7380 nucleotides. It is a transcript of the gene ANKRD44, whose product is annotated as ankyrin repeat domain 44. The record is from RefSeq and is a predicted model, not a curated record. Lineage: Eukaryota; Metazoa; Chordata; Mammalia; Chiroptera; Molossidae. The transcript is spliced from 28 exons. Bases 200 to 3370 code for a protein of 1056 amino acids. Gene Ontology annotation, cellular component: cytoplasm. Gene Ontology annotation, molecular function: protein binding.
GGCUCGACUGCAAGCCCCACUAGCCAGUGUCAGCCUCGCGGCGCAGGAGGCGGCGGCGGAGGAGGAGCAGGGGGAGGGCUGUCAAAUUCGGGAGCCAGAUUUUCUCCCUUCCCCUGGCAAUCCCUUCCGCUUCCCCGGCUCCUGGUGUGACAUCUGCGGACCGGGACCUGCAUGUGUGUGAGCGCCAAGCAGCGGAAGAAUGGCAGUGCUCAAACUCACCGACCAGCCACCACUGGUCCAAGCUAUCUUCAGCGGUGAUCCGGAGGAGAUACGGAUGCUCAUUCAUAAAACCGAAGAUGUGAACGCUCUGGAUUCUGAGAAGCGAACACCGCUUCACGUGGCCGCGUUCCUGGGAGACGCAGAGAUCAUCGAACUCCUGAUCCUUUCAGGAGCUCGUGUAAAUGCCAAGGACAACAUGUGGCUGACCCCACUGCACCGGGCUGUCGCCUCCAGGAGCGAAGAAGCAGUGCAAGUAUUGAUCAAGCACUCGGCUGAUGUCAAUGCGAGGGACAAGAACUGGCAGACCCCCCUCCAUGUAGCAGCAGCCAAUAAGGCUGUCAAGUGUGCAGAAGUGAUCAUUCCCCUGCUGAGCAGCGUCAAUGUCUCCGACCGAGGGGGCCGCACAGCCCUGCACCAUGCUGCUCUGAAUGGCCAUGUGGAGAUGGUCAAUUUACUCUUGGCCAAAGGGGCAAACAUCAAUGCAUUUGACAAGAAGGACCGGCGGGCUCUGCACUGGGCAGCAUAUAUGGGCCACUUGGAUGUCGUGGCAUUGCUCAUUAACCACGGCGCAGAAGUGACAUGUAAGGAUAAGAAGGGCUACACCCCCCUGCACGCUGCAGCCUCCAACGGACAGAUCAAUGUUGUCAAACAUCUCCUGAAUCUGGGGGUGGAGAUCGACGAAAUCAAUGUCUAUGGAAACACGGCACUUCACUUGGCCUGCUACAACGGGCAGGAUGCUGUCGUCAACGAGCUGACCGACUACGGUGCUAACGUGAACCAGCCCAACAACAGUGGGUUCACCCCUCUGCAUUUUGCUGCUGCCUCCACACACGGUGCUUUGUGUCUUGAGCUGUUAGUAAACAACGGGGCGGAUGUUAACAUUCAGAGUAAAGAUGGCAAAAGUCCACUGCACAUGACAGCUGUCCACGGAAGGUUCACACGGUCACAGACCCUCAUUCAGAAUGGCGGUGAAAUUGACUGUGUGGAUAAGGAUGGCAACACUCCUCUCCACGUGGCUGCGAGAUACGGUCAUGAGCUUUUGAUUAACACCCUAAUAACCAGCGGAGCUGACACAGCCAAGUGUGGAAUCCAUAGCAUGUUCCCCUUACAUUUAGCUGCCCUAAAUGCUCACUCUGACUGCUGCAGAAAGUUGUUAUCAUCAGGCUUUGAAAUAGACACCCCAGAUAAAUUUGGAAGAACGUGCCUUCAUGCUGCUGCUGCAGGAGGUAAUGUGGAAUGUAUAAAACUCUUGCAGAGCAGUGGAGCGGAUUUCCAUAAAAAGGACAAGUGUGGGAGGACCCCUUUGCACUAUGCAGCUGCAAAUUGUCACUUCCACUGUAUUGAGACAUUAGUGACCACAGGGGCUAAUGUUAAUGAAACAGACGACUGGGGACGGACAGCUUUGCACUAUGCUGCUGCUUCAGACAUGGAUAGAAAUAAAACUACCUUAGGAAACACCCAUGAAAAUUCAGAAGAACUUGAAAGAGCCAGAGAUAUGAAGGAAAAAGAAGCUGCAUUAUGUCUAGAGUUUCUACUUCAAAAUGAUGCAAAUCCAUCUAUCCGGGACAAGGAAGGUUACAAUAGCAUCCAUUAUGCUGCUGCCUAUGGCCACAGACAGUGUCUGGAAUUGCUUCUGGAAAGAACCAACAGUGGUUUUGAAGAAUCAGAUUCCAGUGCUACCAAGAGUCCGCUCCACUUAGCUGCCUACAAUGGGCACCAUCAAGCCUUAGAAGUCCUUCUGCAGUCGCUGGUGGACCUGGACAUCAGGGAUGAGAAAGGCCGCACCGCUCUGGACCUGGCUGCCUUCAAGGGACACACAGAAUGUGUGGAAGCGCUGAUCAAUCAGGGCGCGUCCAUCUUUGUGAAAGACAAUGUAACCAAAAGAACCCCACUUCAUGCCUCAGUCAUUAAUGGUCACACACUGUGUUUGCGGCUGUUACUAGAAAUUGCAGACAACCCGGAAGUAGUUGACGUGAAAGAUGCCAAAGGACAAACCCCGCUGAUGCUUGCGGUAGCAUAUGGACACAUUGAUGCUGUUUCAUUGUUACUUGAAAAGGAAGCCAAUGUAGAUGCUGUUGACAUUAUGGGAUGUACAGCUUUGCACAGAGGGAUUAUGACGGGACAUGAGGAAUGUGUGCAAAUGCUGCUGGAACAAGAAGUGUCAAUUCUCUGUAAAGAUUCCAGAGGGCGGACACCCUUGCAUUAUGCAGCUGCUCGUGGCCACGCCACGUGGCUGAGCGAGCUGCUCCAGAUGGCACUUUCUGAGGAAGACUGUUCUUUCAAAGACAACCAAGGCUACACGCCGCUGCACUGGGCUUGUUACAAUGGUAAUGAGAACUGUAUAGAGGUACUUUUGGAGCAAAAGUGUUUCCGCAAGUUUAUUGGCAAUCCCUUUACUCCACUGCACUGUGCAAUAAUAAAUGAUCAUGAGAACUGUGCAUCAUUGCUCCUUGGGGCCAUAGAUUCCAGUAUUGUCAAUUGUAGAGAUGACAAAGGCAGGACGCCGCUUCAUGCAGCAGCAUUUGCUGACCACGUGGAGUGCUUGCAGCUCCUGCUGAGACACAGCGCUCAAGUGAACGCAGUGGACGACGCAGGGAAAACGGCCCUGACGAUGGCUGCCGAGAACGGGCAGGCGGGCGCUGUGGAUAUUCUGGUGAACAGUGCCCAGGCUGAUCUGUCUGUAAAGGAUAAGGACUUGAACACACCCUUACAUUUGGCUUGUAGUAAAGGUCAUGAAAAAUGUGCCUUGUUAAUACUUGACAAGAUACAAGAUGAGAGCCUUAUUAAUGCAAAAAAUAAUGCACUGCAGACACCCCUCCACGUUGCCGCGCGCAAUGGCUUGAAGGUCGUAGUGGAAGAGCUGCUGGCCAAAGGGGCCUGUGUCCUCGCUGUCGAUGAAAAUGGUCACACCCCGGCCCUGGCUUGCGCUCCUAACAAAGACGUGGCUGACUGCCUGGCCCUCAUUUUGGCUACCAUGAUGCCUUUCUCUCCUUCCAGUACAAUGACGGCUGUCAACUUCGUUUGUUUUAAAAAAGACAAUUUGAACAGGACGACCCUCUCCAAUCUGGGUAGCAUGGUUAGCCUGUGCAGUAACAACGUAGGCUCGGAGGAUGGGUACAAUGAAAAUGAUUCUGACUCGGAAACGUUUUGACUUUGGACUGUAGAAGUUUUUCCUUGAUCAAGCAUGUUGGAGAAAGGGAAAGAAGCUUGAAUUCCUGGUAUAUGUUGUGUUCAAGUAUUAUUAUGGGCCCGAGCUACCAGAAUCCAGUAGAGAAGGAAUUAAUCAAACAGAGAGGGCGGCUAGGCUCCAGGACAAAGCAUUCACACAGAUGGGCCCCGAUUUUGAUUGGUUUCAUGUUUUUCUUAGAUCUAAGAUAUUUCUGUGAAAGUCUACCUCUUAUUUUAAGUAAGGAUUUUUAAAAUGCAUUUAAUUCUUUUUCUUUGAGGAUAAUGCAUCAAGAAGGAACUGUUGGAACUGUUGUUCCCUACAAAGAGUUUGUAUUUUUUUUGUUUUGUUUUGGGGUUUUUUUGCCAUGUACUCACUUGGCCGUGAGUGGUCAGAAGUAUAUGCACGUGAUAUUCAUGUCCCCAGGAAGGGGAAGGAAAGGCUAGAUAGGAAAUGCCUCAAACCUCUUCUCACUUUAAUGUUUACUUUCUCAUUAGAAGCCAAAGGUAAAAGUGUUUAUCUUCAGAAAUAAUGCCUGUAAUAAUCUUUUUAAGGGAGUCCAAUUAUUCAUGUCCUCUCUAUAGGAAGCACUUAAAUAUCCAGAACUUCUUUCUGAGGAUAUUUGUUGCCAGAUGAAGGGGGAAAAUUCAUGGAAAACUGAGCUUACUUUUUUCAUUUAACACAAAUAUGGCACCCACUGCUCCCCAUCACAAGCCUGUGACUUUUCCCCCGCGCGAUUGAGUCCAAAUCUGUCUAAUUAGGUUUCAAGUGAAAAUUCUAUUGCACCAAAACUGAGACAUAUGCAAAUUUAAUAUUAAACGACCCUUUAUUGAUUCGUCCUUAAAUCAAAAUAGUAACUUUUAAAAACAUCAGGACCAUCAGCGUUGUUCAAUAGUAAAAUGUUCAGUGAGCGUCUCAGUCAAGGUCAUGCCAAGUGGACGAAAGUGUGACUGCAGCAGGGAACAAAGAAAGUGAAAGCAGGUGGUAGAGAUGGGUGAUGUGGAAAUUACAGCCAAUUGAUAGUUGCUUGAUGAUGAAAUCAACCUAGUGAAUACUGUGUCUGCUCCCUCUGCCAAAGCUUCUAGGUCAAAUGGACCCCGUUCCGCACCUGGAAGAGCUGUGCAAAAGGAAGAAUGAGACUCUUUAAAAAUUAUUUACAUACACAUGUGCACAUAUAUGUAUACAUUUAUGUCUGCAUUUCAUCAACCAGCUGUACAUGAGGACCAAAAUACUUCAGUCUAAAAUGGAAGAUUUAAACAGUUUUUCUUCAAAGUGAGACCUGAAGUAGCUUUUCUAUGGAGUUAAAAUGUAGUCUUUUUGCGUAACAGUUUUUGUUGUAUUUUAUAUUUCUUAUGACAGAGAUUUCUAGUUGAUGGCUUAACAUUUAUAACUGAUGAUGUGUUGACCACGGCUUAUUUUUUUGCCAGACUAGAGAAAAUGUUCAUACACUUUUGAUGUAAAUGUGUUUAUAUUUAUUUGAAAUGAAACAAAUGCCCAGGAAGCAUAUUUUUUUUGUUCUCUCUUUUCAUUGCUGUGUGUCUUACUUGGAAUAACAAAAAAACAGAAAGACACACAGGGCCCGCCCUGGGCUAGCCAGCAUUUCCACUGCUAAGGUUUCCAGCGUCCGCGGGACCUCCCACAUUGACUGGAGAGGGGUACAGCAUCCUCGCUCAGCCCCAGUCUGUGGCCAGCUUAGAGCUUACAAGACAUUGGAGUCCUAGCUCUUCUGCCAGAUGAAAACCGAAGCAGGUAGCGCAUUGUAUGCACAAAAGUGAUCUAAAGAAAGGUACAGAGAUGAUCCUACAUGCACUGAAAUCUCACGUGGGUCCCAGUAACCUCAUGGGAAACCGUAUCAGUGUGUGGGCACAUGUACCAAGAGAAGAAAUACAAAUCACCAGCUCAUGCUGUUUUCCACUUGAGGAAGAGACAGGAAGGAAACCUUGCAUUCGGGGAGUACUGUCUGACCAUUUUAUAAUCGGUUCCAUUUCAGCCUGGAAAUUUCCAUUUCGUAGUGAAUGUGAGAUAUUUUUAUAACAGUGUUCUAUCAUAUUUGGAUCAGACACAGAUACUGUAUUAUAUUUUUCAUCUAAAUGUAAAAGACUUUAAUCUCACUCUUUUAAUAUCCCAGAUUUAAUUAAAAGCUCACGUUGGGUUCUUCACAAAUGAGAACUUGUUCAGAGGACUUAUAAAAUGGGUAUUAAUUUUACUGAAAAUUUCAGCACCACCAACAUUAUAUUUUAAUUCCCCUCCUUCCUCUGUAUUUUUUGUUUGCUUAGAGAAGAUGAGUUGGGUUUUUUUUUAAAGUAGAUACAUUGCUAAUGCGUAAUAAUGACCUUCUCGUUACCAAAACACUGAAAAUGAGAGAGCCGACGCUGAGAAGCCCGACCUACUGCGGUGUCUUUUUAUGGAAGUGAAUGGAAAUCUUGCUCAGUUGGCGUUGGAGGCAGGGGAAGAAACGCCUGCUUUCGUGGUGGAGCAGCGUUGAGUUUGCUGUAGAACCUCACAGAGAACAAGGACUGUCGCCCGAGGAAGCCGGCUCCGUCUCCGCGGAGCUGCGGGUGAAUUCGCCUCGCCUGCUCACGCGAACGAAGGACAAAGGAGCGACACGAAAGCAUGCUUGCUAGGAACGGUGCACGGAACCAACCUUUCCUUUCUCCCUCCCCUCAAGACCAUUUUUUUUUUUUCCUUUAAGAAAUGACUUUCAAAACUCUGAGUUCUGUCUUUUUCAAGUACAUCUCUGAGAAAUAAAAUUAGAUUUGCAAAGCAGCUUUCUAAGAAAAAGAAAAAAAACAACAACAGAAAACAUUGUGCUUUUCAUGGAGUCUUACUUGUUUAGUGCUUUUCCCUAAAUGUGUUAUUUUUAGACUGUAUUUUAACCACAGCCACAGGGAUCAUGUUUCAUUGCACUUAACCUGUUUGCCAGUGUCUGCCUAUCCUUGGUAAAUACAUUACUAUCUCCAAAUUGCCUAAACUCUGCUAUGAUUCUACAGUAAAUAGCUCAGGGGAUUUCUAUGUAUCACUACUAAAAGGGCACCAUAGUAUGUUUUGGUACUUUAGGCAGUAAACAGCUGCUUGAUUUAUUAUUUUAUUAUUAAAUUAGAACAAGAACAUCAAAUGGAUUUGCUGCACUAGCUAUUCUUUGUACUGUUGAGCAACUGGGUUUGCUUGUCUGUUGUGUUGGUUGAAGAACUCAUCCUUUUUUUUUUUUUUUUUGGUCUUGUAGUAUGAAGUUAGAGUGCCUUUUUAUAUUUGUAUAUUCUGAAAAUGUUCUGUGAAAUGUUUUUUUUUUUAUUUGAGUGUUAUCAGAGCAAUAUAAUGCCAGUGAAUUUUCAUUUCAGCCUUUCUUUGAAUGUAUAAAGUGUCUUUUCUCAUAUUUUCCCUUUUACCUGCUUUGAAAUGGAAAUGAAAAUGCCGAAGUUUUCUCUAGGAGUUAUGUUUGAUUUUGCAGUGCUAAAAUGCUUUCUUCUUACAAAACUGUAAACCAUAGGUCAGUGUUAUAAGGAAAAGCGUUUUAAGAUAGUGACAAUCUGAGUGUGUGUACAAAAUGUAAUUCUAUGCGUUUUUUAUGCAGUGAUCUAAAAACUCAAUGCAAAUAUCUUUUGUUGGGUAGUUUGUCUAUGUAUUUUAUGCUUUAGCAUGUGCAAUAUAUCUUUGCAAAGCACGAUGAUGCAAAUCUGGUGCCAGUGUUAUAUUUUGCAUAACAUAUUUGUAACAGCAUAAAAUAUUGUUUGAUGAUUUCAGUGGGAUUUUGUCUGUAAUGUUUUCUUAUGUAAAUUGAGUUGAAUGACUCUGGUAAAUGUCAUGACUGUAAAAAUGAGAAAAAUGACUUUUAGUUCAGUGAAUGACUUUGAACCAAUCUGAAUCUUCUCAAGCACAGUUUAAUACUUUUUCAACUACUGAAUGCUAAUAAUGUAAUGAAGUACUUAACUGUAAUAUACUAUGGAAAUGCAUUCAGAUGGUUAUUUUUACAAAUAAAAACGGUACAAAUAUUGUUG